Neurospora crassa OR74A is the source of this 2077-nucleotide messenger RNA. RefSeq names its product extracellular cell wall glucanase Crf1. Gene Ontology annotation, cellular component: fungal-type cell wall. The record is from RefSeq and is a predicted model, not a curated record. Gene Ontology annotation, biological process: fungal-type cell wall organization; carbohydrate metabolic process. The coding region runs from base 532 to 1659 and encodes 375 amino acids. Lineage: Eukaryota; Fungi; Ascomycota; Sordariomycetes; Sordariales; Sordariaceae. Gene Ontology annotation, molecular function: glycosyltransferase activity; hydrolase activity, hydrolyzing O-glycosyl compounds. The transcript is spliced from 2 exons.
CGGCCCUCUUUUUCUUUUCCCACCACGCGCGUUUACGCAUUGUAGUUGCAUUCGAUGAUACCCUGCUUUGAUCCCAUCGAAAGUCCGGGAACAGGGCAAGCGAGUGUCAUGCAAGAUCCCGCGACCCUUCUUUUCCUGUUUAUACACAUAACGAAACUACUGCCACUUCUGGGACCGUUGACCAUCAACACUCGUUGAACUGUCGUCCCGUCUGUUGUCAUACACCAACAAGUCUGUCAAUUUGUACUCAGACUUGCUGUCGUUACCCAUCAAUCCCGAAAAUUGUUCGGACUUGUGACCGCUGCUUCGGCUUUGAGUUCUCCACCAUCUCAUCACCGCUCACACAAGUCCGUCCUACCAACUCUCCCCGCGAUCGAGAACACCGACGAAACUUCGAAGACCAGAACAAAAAAAGAAAAAAUAGAAGAAAAAAACCCCAAACAUUGGUUGCCUCUUCAACCCAAAGCUCUCAAAUAAUUCUUUCUAGUUCCCCCGUGUCACCACAAGACCUGGGAUCGCGAAACAAUAACCAUGGUGUCCCUAAGUUGGCGAACGGCGGUGACAACAGCGACAGCUGCUUUCGCAAGUGUAGCUUCCGCACAAACAUGGACAGCAUGUAACCCAACACAGCGAACCGAUUGUUCUCCAAACACCGCCCUCGGCAUGGCCAUCGAUGUCGACUUCACCCAGGGCGCUGUCAACUCCUUUAACCCCUACGGCGGCACCCCCUCCUACUCAAGAAACGACGGAGUCUCCUUCACCGUCGCCAAAUCCGGCGACUCCCCGCAGCUAACCUCCAUCUUUUACAUAAUGUUCGGGCGGGUCGAAAUUACGAUGAAGGCGGCCCCCGGCGCCGGCAUCGUCUCUUCCGUGGUCCUCCAAUCCGAUGACCUUGACGAGAUCGACUUUGAGUGGCUGGGCGCCGACAACACAUACGUGCAAACCAACUUCUUUUUCCAAGGAAAAACCGCCAGCUACGACCGGGGACAGUUCAACCCGGCGCCCAACAGCCAGGGUCAGUUCAUCAAGUACACGAUCGACUGGACUUCGGAGAAAAUCUCGUGGUACGUGGGCGGCACUCUUGUGCGGGUCCUGACCGUCAAUGAUGCGGGGGGCGAGUACCCGCAGAGUCCCAUGCAGGUGAAGUUCGGCGCCUGGUCCGGGGGCGACAGCGCCAACUCACCGGGGACCAUCCAGUGGGCCCACGGCCCGACGGAUUAUAGCCAGGGGCCCUUCAGUAUGACGGUCAAGAGCGUCAUGGUCAGCGAUUACUCGACGGGCAAGUCGUACCGGUACGGCGACACGAGCGGCACGUGGCAGAGCAUCAUUGCCGAGGGCGGAAAGGUGAACGGGAACUUGGGUAAAGCCGGCACGGUUACGGUGACGGCUAGCGCGGUGGCGGCGACGAAUACGGGGUCGGCGGGCGGCUCGGUGCCCGUGGGCGGCAUCGGGUCGGCCAGUGGGGGUUCGUCGGGUUCUAAUGGCGGUAGCGGCAGCAGCACCCAUGGAUCGAUUCCUGAGGGCUGGGUUAUGAAACCAGAUGGGAAGAUAGUGCCUGUUGGCGCGGCGAGCGCAAUGGCGAGGCCGCCGCAGGGCUUGCUGGUUGCUACGUCGCUUGUGACGGUGGCUCUUGCUGCCUUUGUUGGGUGUUUGGCUUAAGAGUAAUUAUUGAGUGGCAUGACAACAUACAGUCUGCGUUGCUCGAUAACUCUGGGUCUUCUUCUCCCUCGGAUGUCGGAGGUGUAGGAGUCAGCAGCACGAUGCAUUUGCAGGCGUCAAGAUGAAUUUGGUUUUGGGCAUUUUACCUCAUACGGCGUUACUUAGAGGAUUCGGGCUUGAUGGAGAUCUGAUAUGUAUCGGCGACGUCAGUAUUAAAUGUAUAUGAAUGAUGGGGGGAAUGAUGAUGUAUCUAUAUGGUAUGGGUAAUCUUGUACUUGCAGCACGAUAGACACCUCACACACGCAAGUUUGACAAUUUCACGAGCAUUCAAACGGUAGAUUCCUUUUGCUUGGGCACGUACGCAAACACUUUCUGGCAUCUUUGUCUCAUCUUGUAUCUGCACAUACCAUCAUCUCCC